This is a messenger RNA of Cetraspora pellucida, 395 nucleotides long. Lineage: Eukaryota; Fungi; Glomeromycota; Glomeromycetes; Diversisporales; Gigasporaceae. The record is from the annotation of a GenBank genome assembly.
UGUAUUACAUCUUGCAGCGAUAGUUUUGAAUCCGAGACUUAAAAUUCAAUACUUUGAAGAUCUUGGUUGGUCAUUAUAUCUCGUUGCUCAGAUUAAAAAUAUCAUUAAAAGUAAAUAUGAAAGUAGCUAUGCACCUGUUUCUAGUCAAAACACCUAUUCAACUCUUGAAUUACCACCAGUAAAUAUUACAAAAAGAAUUUAUAAGCGUGUUCGUGUCGAACACCAGAGUCAAUUGGAUACUUAUUUGUUGAUGCCUCGUAUAGAUCCAGACAAAGAUAUCUUAGAAUGGUGGCGUGAAAAUGAAGUAAAUUAUCCGAACCUUGCAAAGUUUGCUAGAGACUGUCUUCCUAUACCAGCUACAAGUGUGCCAAGUGAGGAAGUUUUUAGUAUUAGUG